This is a messenger RNA of Lentinula edodes (shiitake mushroom), 2868 nucleotides long. RefSeq names its product SDA1-domain-containing protein. The transcript is spliced from 7 exons. Gene Ontology annotation, biological process: ribosomal large subunit export from nucleus; ribosomal large subunit biogenesis. The coding region runs from base 43 to 2724 and encodes 893 amino acids. The record is from RefSeq and is a predicted model, not a curated record. Gene Ontology annotation, cellular component: nucleolus. Lineage: Eukaryota; Fungi; Basidiomycota; Agaricomycetes; Agaricales; Omphalotaceae.
CUGUAGGAUACUAUCCUCUUCUGCAACUCUUCUGUGUGUUAAAUGGGCGGCCGUUCUGUCCUUCUCACUUCGAACCUACCCCAACUACAAAAUCUGAUCAAACGGGAUCCUACCUCCUAUAAGGAUGAAUUUCUCCAGCAAUGGAACCAUUACAACAGCAUACGGCUGAUUUUCCAUUUGAAUCCAGACGAACAUGCUCAACACUUCAGAGAACUAGUUGCGUUCAUCGCCCAGGUCGCCACUUGUUACCCAAAAGAGACCGCAGAGCUUCCUUCGCAAAUCUCUACCAUCCUGCUGGACAGCUAUGGCAUGCUUUCGCCUGAUACACGGAAAGCAUUGAUUUCCACCAUGGUACUGUUGAGAAACAAAAAUGUCAUAACGUCCAUCGAACUCCUUCGAACACUUUUUCCUCUCCUUCCUCGUACCACCUCAUCUUCUCUACGGUCUAACAUCCGCAAAACCAUACUUUCCGAUAUUCGAACAGCCAACAUUCGAGCAAAGAACCAUAAACUGAAUCGUGCAAUUCAGGCUAUGCUCUUCGGUAUGGUCGAAAACGGUUUGGACGACGUUGCGAAUUUUGGCAACAAAGGGAAGCAGAAGGAAGUCAAUAAAGGAAUACACUUCGGUACAUCAGAUAAAACGGCAGGGAGGGGAGAAGAUGCAAUGUGGGCUGUGAUCUUGACCAAAGAACUCUGGCGGAAGGGCAUCUGGAAUGAUGUAAAGCCAGUCUCCAUCGUCGCUAUCGGGUGCUUGCAUCCAGUCCUCAAAGUUCAGAGUGCAUCAAUCCACUUCUUUCUUGGAGAUGAUGACGAAAAGGAAGAUAGCGACGACGAGGAGGAAGAGGAAGUUGAUGUACGUGCGCUCCACCAUCGUCGUGAAAUCAACAAAAAGUCUCGUAGUGGCGACAAAAAACUACAGAAGAAGCUCAAUGUCGCCAAAAAGAAAAAACAUGGAAAACCCGACACCUCUCGGUCCCGGGCAAAUUUUCCAGCUCUGCAAUUGUUGAAUGAUCCUCAGACGUUUGCCGAAAAAUUGUUUACUAUCUUGGAUCGUUACGACAAACGAUUUACUCUCGACCACAAAAUUCUAAUCAUGCAAAUCCUUGCCCGUGUUAUAUCUGCGCAUACGCUCUUCGUCAUGCCUUUCUACUCGUACAUUCAAAAAUGGCUCGCUCCGAAACAACUGAGGGUGCCGUCGAUACUGGUCGCACUAGCCCAAUCUGUACAUGCGCUUAUACCACCGCAGACGUUGAAACCAGUUGUCCUCAAGCUUGCGAAUGAAUUUGUGCAUCCAGGAGUUGGAAGUGAAGUCAUAGCAGCUGGAAUAAAUGCGAUCACGGAGAUUUGUAGGCGACAACCGUUGGUUAUGGGACCUAGAGAUGAAGACGAGGACGACGUGAUGAGAAAGCAGAAGGAACAUGGGCAGAAAAAUAUGGAUACAAAGGACGGUGCUGAAAAUCAACUCGAAGCUCUGAAGCUCGAACAUUUAGAGAAAGAAAAGGCGGAAAUCCGUAAGCUGGGGAUAGACGAUGCUGACGGAAAGAGACCCAGUGACAAGGAUGUCGAUCUACGGCCUCUAUUGAAUGAUCUAAUUGAGUAUAGGAAGAGCAAAGACAAAACAGUCAUCGCAGCCUCUCGAGGGUUGUUGCAUCUUUAUCGAGAGACUCACCCGGAGUUCUUGAAGAAACGAGAACGAGGCAAAGAAGCCAGUAUCAAUAUGAAGACUGCUGUUGCUCGCAAUCUCCCCUACGGCCACUCAGCUAAUGCUGCUGUUGAUAUUGAAGGCCUUUCUCUUCUGGAGAGUCACUUCCAACAACUCCGGGAAGAAGAAAAUGGACACGACGAUGCAGAUUCGGGAGAGGAUAAUAACGAAGCUGGUUGGGACGGUUGGGAUAUCGAGUCAGAUUCUGACUCGGAAUCCGAUUCGGAGGAUGGGUGGCAAGAUGUGUCCAGUGACAGUGAUGGCGAUAUCGAGCUCAGCGAUAGCGAAAAUGAAAACGGAGAACAAAGGGAGCGGAAUAAAAACAAAGGAAAGGAGACAGAGCGGCAGGAGAGGCGUCGGGAGAAGAAGGAAAAGCGGGAGAAACAGAGAGCCAAGGAGGAAGCAGUCAAGAGCGGGCGAGGAAUCAACGGAGAGAUAGACAAUGACGAAGUGGAUGAAAAUGAGUACGGAUUCAGCGGUGAUGACCAGGACAAAAUGGACAUUGAUACAGAGGAGAAGACGGAAACGAGAAAUUUUGACCAAGAUGCAUCAACUCUCGCCACAACCAAGAUUCUCACUCCAGCCGACUUCAAAUUGCUCUCUGACCUCCAGAUUCAAGCAGCUCAAAAAUCUGUUGAUAUAGGCGGUGGAAAUCGCGCGAAACGAAAGCUCGCGGCGCUUGAAGCUGGACGCAAAUCUCAAAACAUUUCCGACGAUCCAUCAGCUUCCUUUAUCUCCGAGAACGAUAUCCUUGGGCCGCGUAAAAAAGCCAAGGCUGAUUAUGCUGAACGGAUGGCUUCAAUACAAAAAGGAAGGGAGGGUCGCGAGAAGUUUGGUUCCCGCAAAGGCAAAAAGACAAAGGAUGCUCCCAGUAGCUCUACAAACAGGGAAAAAGCGAGGAAUAAGCCGAUCAUGAUGAUCCUGAGCAGUGGCUCUGUUCGGGGAAAGAAGAAGGCAAGUUUGAGAGAAAAGCAACAAAAACUGCGGGCACACAUUGAGAAGGGGAAAAGAGCGAAAAAGUAGAUAAAUGAAACCCACGUACCCUCUCUUCCUAGCUCUUCCUCAGUCUAUCUUUCCAUCCGUCGAUGACAUGCCUCAUAAUGUAGCUUACGACCACAUUAAAUGUGUGCCCGCCUAGCUCAAUCGGAUAGAGCGUCAGACUUUUAC